Messenger RNA from Serendipita indica DSM 11827, 303 nucleotides. The record is from the annotation of a GenBank genome assembly. Lineage: Eukaryota; Fungi; Basidiomycota; Agaricomycetes; Sebacinales; Serendipitaceae.
AUGGAUCACAAGGCACCGCGAGUAAAUGCUGCAAGAAUGAGGAGUUACCUUGGAGAGACGAUUAACGGGAACAGGGCUGUCGUGGAACUCGCCGAUGGUGGCGACAUCGAAGUCUCUAUAUCGGAUGAUGGGAACAUUAGAGACAAGUUUGUCGAAAUCGUUGGCAAGGUUGAGACACCGACCACGCUCAAGAUGUUCACAGCGCUGAAUCUGGGGGAUAACAUUGAUAUGGCGGCUGUCAAUCACACCAUUGAGCUGAUGCAUACAGCCGUCAUGGCAGAAUACUGGGGAACCAAGCCAUAA